This is a messenger RNA of Desarmillaria tabescens, 2472 nucleotides long. RefSeq lists its product as uncharacterized. The transcript has 9 exons. The coding region runs from base 1 to 2472 and encodes 823 amino acids. Lineage: Eukaryota; Fungi; Basidiomycota; Agaricomycetes; Agaricales; Physalacriaceae. The record is from RefSeq and is a predicted model, not a curated record.
AUGGCCGCAGUCUCAUUGACGGUGCACUUGUCAGCCAUGGCGUCCGUGUAUCCAGGGAUCGCGUUGACGCCUCCCGUCUACUGUGUCCACGGUGAUGUAACAUUGCUUGUAAUAACUACCACGGUCCCGGGAGCAAAUUCCAUGUGGCAUCACGACGGCAAUCAUAAUCUCAUAUGGUGGAAGAUCGUUUUACAUCUCUUCAUUGACUGGUCUCAGCCGCGCUGCGCUCUUCCUCAAUGCAACCCUUCGGUGAGGGGUACCCAGCCGCAUGCAUGGGGACUGCAGUCUCGAAAAUUUCACACAUUGACCAAGAUGCUGCAGACGUGGGCUGAACACUGGAACAACCACAAGAUUGCACUGCAGGGCCAUCGCGCUACUCCUCUUCAGAUGUGGAUGGAGAGUCAACUCCUCCAUGGCGCUCAAGGACUUGAACAUCUUGCUUCCGAUGAUCCUGCACUGCACCACUCCAGUUUGCCAGUGUUCCCAACCUGGGCCUCAACUGACGACAUGCUCCGUAAUCUUCAGGCUCGUCAACGUGUCCAGAUCGGAGUGCAAGAAGGCAGUGUCGUCUUGUCCCGCCACUCCUACGCCCGCCUCGCCGACUCUACCAUUCAGUUCGGAUUUUCCCAGCUGUACCGCAAGGUCAUUGGGCUACACCUCGACAUCUGUCAGUGUAUCUUGAUUUCGCCGCCUACCGGAGAAGGAGUAUAUUUUUGUUUUAGUGUCGACUAUGCAAUCGGAGGGCGAGUACACCUUCGAGCAACUCUCGAAGGAUUCCACGCCGCUGCUGCGUUACUCUUGACCUGGAGAACCUGUACCGAUGCCAAGCUUAAGCCCUUGUACGAACUUCCUCGCCUCAGUGAUUUCAUACCAUGGGACGACUCCUCUGCCAUACGGGGUCCCGGAAUGUGGCAACCUCUGCAGUUCGCCCAGUUUCGUGAGGCCUGCCUUCCCAUCAUCCGCGCCGCUGAGGACGGCACCUGGGAUGAAUCUCACAAAAAUUUGAUUCUCACUAAUGCGCAUUACUUGCACAUGUUCCUUGAACAUGUCCAAGCGCUGCCCUUGGUAUUCGAACGGCUGUGCCUCUGCAUGGCAGAGAUGCAACAUCUGGCACUGGAGCUUCAGGCUAUCAUGGAUUACAUCCUUGUUUAUCGUCCCCGCAUGGCUGGACUCGCAGAACGACCCAAUGAGGAGGGAACCGGGGGUGCCGAGAGCCUGGUCCGCAUCGACUCAGUGGAACCCAUUCAAGAGCUGCAUCACCUAAAUGUUCCCUCAUCCUCCUGCCAGCUGGCAAUUCGCUCUAUUCACGUUGGAGCUGCCACAGACGAGGAAAAGUACAAAGCAAUAGAACGUUUCACCCGCUUGCACCUAAAUGCACCCAAUCCUUUCAACCUAGUGCAACCUCAGAAGGCCGUUGAACCUGAGCCUGCUCCCUUGAUUGCUGACCAAGUGCGAUACUGUCCUUAUAAACAUCCAGACCUAUCUCGUCAAGGGAAACAAAAGUCAACUUCAUUGCUGCCGACAGGUGCAGUGAAGAAGUUCGACAUGGUGCACUAUCCCUUACUCCUGCUGUUGGUUGACACAUGGCUACAUGGUUUGCUUAGCGUGAAUGCUGACAAGUCCUGCCCUCCUUGCGCCGCGUUUGGGUAUGCCUUACCUCGACCCAAUCUUUUUGUCACCAUCAAAUCAGCAGAGAAGCUUAACCUCAUGAUAACCUCAUGGUUGCGGCUGCGGCAAGGUCUUCUCGCUCGAUUGCAGGUCCACUUUAGUCCAGAGGUCAAGAACCAUCAGAUGUGGCAAACCAUCCUUCAGAUGGACUGGCUACACCCCCAAACAGGUGCAUCAGGCACACGUGGAGAACAAAGUCGGCGAGACCAAGUGAUAGCAUUUCUCGACGGCUGUCAUGCAGAGUUAACCGUGGAUACCACCCUAUCCACUGAGGGUUGUUGGGGCCACAAGACUAGCUCAGCGCUUGGGAAUGAUGACGUGUGGGAGAUCCUGUGGGAACUGGCAGAAACCAACUUUCGCCUUGAAUUUUCAGCGCUCGACCAGAAACUUUUUCAGAAGACUGAUGCACAACACUGCAAGCUCGUGGGCCAGUGUUUUCCCUAUGGACAGUGGAAUCUGUUGCAUUGCGUUGACCUUGGGAGCAUGAACUGGGGUUUGGUGCACUCCAAUUGGAUGCAGCACGCGCCCUAUGUCUUCUCCAUGUGUCGUUGCAUGCAGGACUGGCGUGGCUGUCCACCCUUGCUUUCGUCGGACAAGUCCAAGUAUUCAGAGGCAGACGUGGUGCAGAUCGAGAAAGAUAUGGCCUCCUUUUACUGUGAAACGUUCUUCAUGACAUUUGGACAGGCGCCCAUUCUACCAAGGCGAUUACCUCGCACGCCCCUCGUCCCUUUCAUACCUGAAGCACGUAAGCUUUAUUUUGCCCAGGAAUCGGGGUAUAUCCUGGACGUCAUGAAAUGGGAAUAG